Messenger RNA from Arabis nemorensis, 540 nucleotides. The record is from the annotation of a GenBank genome assembly. NCBI's taxonomy places the organism in Eukaryota, Viridiplantae, Streptophyta, Magnoliopsida, Brassicales, Brassicaceae.
AUGUUGGUGAACUACUUGAGAGAUGAUUUACGCUUCAAAACGUACUUAGCUGCAAAAGGGGAAGCGGAUCAUUACGCGAGAGAGAUGAAACGAGAACAAGAAGAGAUCGUGACCGUUCCUGAGACCGAGGCAGCUGAGGUGGCAGGGAUUCUGGCACAGUACGGAAUAGAGCCACAUGAAUAUUCACCUGUGGUUAAUUCUCUUCGUAAGAAUCCUCAAGCUUGGCUUGAGUUUAUGAUGAGGUUCGAGCUGGGACUAGAGAAGCCUGAGCCAAAAAGAGCGUUCCAAAGCGCGUUCACAAUCGCAAUCGCUUACGUUCUUGGUGGUUUAGUACCGCUACUCCCUUACAUGUUUAUACCGCAGGCCAUGGACGCGGUAGUGGCAUCCGUGGUUAUCACUCUGAUCGCUCUUUUUGUAUUCGGUUAUGGAAAAGGGCGUUUCACAGAUAGCAAACCGGUUAAAAGUGCGUUUGAAACCGCUUUUAUAGGAGCGAUAGCCUCAGCCGUUGCGUACUCUUUGGCUAAACUGGUGCAACAUUAG